Messenger RNA from Ostreobium quekettii, 900 nucleotides. Lineage: Eukaryota; Viridiplantae; Chlorophyta; Ulvophyceae; Bryopsidales; Ostreobiaceae. The record is from the annotation of a GenBank genome assembly.
AUGUCGCUGCUGGAUUGGCUGCAGGCCGCCAGGGUGAAGACUCUGGGGGCUUGCCUGGGGCCGGCGAUGGUGGCAUCGGGACUGGCCAUGGCGGGGGGCGGGGAGACGUCUUGGGGGCCAUUUUUGUGCUGCGGGCCCGCGGCACUGCUCAUACAGGUGGGCACCAACCUGGUAAACGAUGCCCUCGACUUCCAGCGUGGUGCAGACACCAAGGAGCGGGUGGGCCCACGGCGCCUGACCCAAUCUGGCGUUGUGUCCCCCACUGCUGUGCAUGCUGCUGGCGUCGCCUGCCUCCUUGCCUCCCUCCUCUUCUGUCUUCCUGCCUUCAUCGCAAGAGGCCCACGGUUGGUCAUCCUGGUGUUGUCCUGCUGUGUAAUGGGCUACGCCUACACUGGAGGGCCGUUGCCACUGGCGUACCUUGGCCUGGGUGACUUGGCAGUGUUUUUGUUCUUUGGCAUCGUUGCUACAUGUGGCGCCAAGCAGGUGCACCAAGAGGGAAACCUGUGGGGCCCUGACGCCGUGACCGCAGGAGCACAGGUGGGUUUGAUGGCCGUCAACAUGCUGGCUGUGAACAACCUGAGGGAUGCCAAGACGGACGUCCUGGCGGGCAAGAUGACUGUGCCCGUGCGGUUCGGCGUCGGAGUGGGCAAGGCGCAGGUUGUGGCAGAAACGGCUUUGGCAUACGGCCUAGGGUGGCGAUGGGCAGCGGUGGGAGCGACGUGGGCGUGGGCGGGGCCGCUGGCAACGCUGCCCGUGGCACUUGUCCUGCUGUGGCGUGUUGUGAGCACAACGCCAUCCAGGGAGUGGAAUGGUCUUCUGGCCUUGGCGGGGUUGGUUCACGUGCUGUUCUGCGCAGCGCUGGGCAUUGGACUCAUGACGUCGUCAGCCAGGUUGUUGUGA